CGAGCUUCGAACCCGCCGUUAGUGCGGUCCUUUCCUUCUUUUAUUCCGGCAAGAAGUCGCCAGCAUGGGCAAGCCUCGCGGAUUGCGCACGGCCAGGAAGCACCGCAGCCACCGCCGCGAGCAGCGGUGGCACGACAAGGACUACAAGAAGGCCCACCUGGGCACCCGGUGGAAGGCCAACCCUUUCGGAGGCGCCUCGCACGCCAAGGGCAUCGUGCUCGAGAAAGUAGGCGUGGAAGCCAAGCAGCCCAACUCGGCCAUCCGCAAGUGCGUCCGAGUCCAGCUCAUCAAGAACGGCAAGAAGAUCACAGCCUUCGUGCCCCGCGACGGCUGUCUCAACUACAUUGAGGAGAAUGACGAGGUGCUGGUGGCAGGAUUCGGCCGUAAGGGCCACGCCGUAGGAGACAUUCCCGGCGUGCGCUUCAAGGUGGUCAAAGUGGCCAACGUCUCCCUGCUGGCCCUCUACAAGGAGAAGAAGGAGCGCCCUCGCUCAUAGGCCCCAAUAAACAUCCCCUCUCAUCCGA
Molecule: messenger RNA, 524 nt
Organism: Ixodes scapularis (black-legged tick)
Lineage: Eukaryota; Metazoa; Arthropoda; Arachnida; Ixodida; Ixodidae
Gene: RpS23
Product: 40S ribosomal protein S23
Exons: 4
Coding region: 65-496 (143 amino acids)
Biological process (GO): translation
Cellular component (GO): ribosome; cytosolic small ribosomal subunit
Molecular function (GO): structural constituent of ribosome
Source: RefSeq, a predicted model, not a curated record